CACGUGUCGUGCGACCUCAUUGCCGUGCGACCGAAAUCUUUAGGGGCAUUGGACCAGUCGCAAAGGUACAGUUAUUUGCACAAUUGACGGGCAAAAAAUGCACCACACUCAAGCAUGGGGAGCACUGCCCCUAAUUUGGGUGCAUCGAGUUCCGUUUCCCCGGAAGGAAUGUCAUGGAGGAAACAGACUGCGAUGAUGACAGGUGGCGGUGUACUCGACUGUAGUCAUAACCGCAACACCGCGCGACCUGACUCAGAUCGCCGAUGUCGUCAGCGAGUGCAUGCAUCACAUUGCACGCUCAGCACAUGGCCGUAGCUGGGCGCGGUGGCCAAGAAGACGGGGGUGCGAUAAGUGUUGAGGUUAUCCAGUCACCAGGACGCGGGUUCUGGCGACUCAUGAUGCAUCGUGAGAUAAGGAACUCCAGCCUUGGAGUAAAGCCUGAUGGAUUUCAGAAUACUGUUGGGGAGGCAAGGGGCCCGCCGCCUGCAAAGGGGGGUGCAAUCCGGAAGUAUUGCGGAUGAUGACCCGCAAUAUCAGUAUCUGGUGCGUUCGAAUUUUGAUCGACGCACAUUGGACGCGUGGAUCCGGAAGUCUCUGCAGCCUGAGGAACCAUGCUCGGUUGUUUUUCAUCUUGCUGUCUAUCUAGGUUUGCGCAUGCUCUCUUGACACCCACCGGUUGCGCCCCAGGUGCACCGUGUGAUGGGGCUUCUUCUAAUGUUCUGGACAUGGGGUUCCGCACAGAUAAGCGUCCUUCGCACUUCUGCGGCGAGUGUCCGGCGUUCGCUGCAGGAAGGGCAAGUGGGGGCUCGCGGACGGCGUGGUGCGGCGUGUUAUAAUGAACAAGGACCUGGCUCGGUGCUUCGAGUGGCGGUGGCGGGUGAAGAGAUAAGGCGGGGGGCUUCUCGGCUUCUCCCACUUUUCGUUAGUUCUCGUUUCCGGUUUCACACGAGGAAGCGUCGAGCGGUUCUUAUCUUACCAGCUGUGUCGGCUUGGCGCAGGCAUCCCGACGAAUUUAAAAUCGUGGAGCAAGAGACCUAAACUCUCGUGCCCUCCUCUGGUAUUCCCUCGUCCGCAAUGGUUCUCCUCCGCUCCAGCUUCUUCGCGACCCUCGUCCUCCUCGCCACCGCGACGAGCGUCCCCCGGGCCAUGGUCGUGCACGAGUCGCGCCCCGCUCCGGCUGUCGGCUUCGUCCACACCGGAGUCCCGCCGGCCGACCAGGAGCUGACGCUGCGGAUUGCGCUCAAGCAGAACAACAUUGCCGGUCUCGAGGCUGAGCUCCUGGCCGUCUCUACCCCGGGAAGCGCGCGCUACGGCCAGCACCUGACUUCUGAGGAGAUGCUGUCAUACGUCACCCCGUCCUCUGACACCGUGACCGCCGUCAACACGUGGUUGAAGGAGCACAACCUGACCAGCAGCGUGGUUUCCCCCGCAGGCGACCACCUCUCGGUCAAGGUCCCCGUCGCCAAGGCCAACUCGCUGCUUGGCACUCAGUUUUCUGUGUUCACUCACAUCGAGUCUGGCGAGACGACUGUGCGCACGCUAGAGUACUCUCUCCCCGCUGACAUCGCACCGCACGUCGACUUCGUCGGCCCGACGACCGCCUUCCUGCGCCCGUCCCAGGGACCCAAGUUCACUCCCUUCACCAGCGAGCGCAAGCGGCAGUCAUCGUCGUGCAACUCGCAGAUCAACCCUACAUGCCUCCAGUCGAUCUACCACCUGCCCACGGCCGCCGCAACGCACUCGGCCAGCCACCACAUCGCUGUCACUGGCUUCAUUGACCAGUAUGCCAACAGCGCUGAUCUCAAGAUGUUCCUCCGUGACUUCCGCCCUGCGGUCACCUCGUCCUUCAUCCUCGAGACCCUUGACGGCGGUGUGAACAGUCAGAGCUCCGGAUCCGCGGGUAUCGAGGCUAACCUCGACGUGCAAUACACUGUCGGCGUCGCAACUGGCGUCCCGGUCAACUUCGUCUCUGUCGGCAACAACUUCAACGACGGCGUGAACGGCUUCAUCGACGUGAUGAACUUCUUCAUUGGCCAGUCCGCCAGCGCCCGGCCGUCCGUCGUCACUACCUCGUACGGCUUCGACGAGCGCGACUUGACACGCGCGCAGUUGACGUCCAUGUGCAACACCUACAUGCAGCUCGGCGCCCUCGGUACCUCCAUCCUCUUCUCCUCCGGUGACGGAGGUGUCAGCGGAUCGCAGUCCCAGACCUGCACGACAUUUGUCCCGACCGCCCCGUCUGGAUGCCCGUACGUCACCAGUGUCGGCUCCACCCAGGGCACGACCGAGGUUGCUGCGUCCUUCUCGUCCGGUGGAUUCUCCAACUACUUCCCCGUGCCUAGCUUCCAGAAGACCGACGUCUCUGGAUACCUGUCAGCGAUUGGCACCCAGUACCGCGGCAAAUUCAACGCCACCGGCCGUGGAUUCCCCGACAUCGCCCUCCAGGGUGUCAACUUUGUCAUCGCAUCCAACGGCCAGGAGGGUACCGUCGAUGGAACGUCGUGCUCGUCGCCCAGCUUGGCCUCGAUCAUCGCGCUUGUCAACGACCAGCUCGUCGCUGCCGGCAAGCCCACCAUGGGCUACCUCAACCCCUUCAUCUACUCCGCCGCCGGCCGUGCUGCCCUGAAUGACGUCACCAGCGGCUCCAACCCCGGCUGCAACACCAACGGAUUCUCUGCCCGUGCUGGGUGGGACCCCGUUACCGGUCUCGGAACCCCCAACUACACCAAGUUCCUCGCUGCGGCGUUGGCGGCUUGAGCGGGAGGAAUGACUUAUUACUAAACAAAUUGUACUCGGGAGGAAUUCGUUGCAUUGAAAUAACGAACUUUCAUGACUUGCAAAGGCCAGAAUAGUGACAAUCUUUGUGCUCAAACAGCCAAAUCUCAGCGAGACAUGGCGUAAAACUCGGCCAAUCUUGGGCUGAGCAAGGACAAAUCGCCGUCUGCACCUGUAGAAUAUCUGAUUGCCGAAUUGAGGUCGACUCUAAUCCGAUAAUGUGGAAAUCAAUGCUCGCAUGUGCCGAUUUGGACAGUGUAAAUUGGCCGCAUGGAGUGGCCUCUAGCAGGGAGUAGCCGGGGGCCUACUUUCCUUCGCUGUGUUCAUUCAAGAGGCAGCGUCCGCCGGGCUAAACCUUCAUGUGCCAAGUUCCUGGCUGGCGUUUCCGGCACCUCCGGCACGAGGUCGUGAGCUUUUCCCGUUCGUUCGGCCCCUCUCUGCCCUGCACCUUACCCCACACCCAGACCCCGCUAUGUCCUCACUCCCGUAUGAGUUGGUGGAACUCAUUCUCGACAUGCUUGCUGAGGAUCGGCUGUCCCUGCGGGCAUGCUCCCUCGCAGCUCAUCUGCUUCUGGAGGCCGCCCAGACUCGCUUGCUCAAACGCAUCACGAUCCGCCCGCCGUCGUCCCAGUCUGGAAAAUCUUGUCAGCAGCUCUCGAAGCUGCUUGAAUCGUCGCCGCACGUCUCUUGCAUGGUGCAAAAGCUCACUGUUGUGCUCGUGGAAUUCGCUCUAGACUGCGAUCCCCAAAUUGGGGGAUCUCUCGAUCGCCAGCCGCCGCCGUGGGUGUCGUCCGAUCCCAUCCUCGGGCAUGUGAUCGACUCAUUCGUGAACCUGCGCAGCCUUUCGUUGGUGGAGAGUACACCCCAGGGAUGGAGCAAGAGGGGGGUGUACUCGAUGCGCUGGGACGCGUUGCCUCCAGGCACUCAAGGGGCUCUGACGCGGGCGUUUGCUAGGUUGGAGAGUGUGCGGAUCCGCGGGCUGGUGAUCGAGUCUCCGCUAUGUCUUCUACGUCUCUUCAGCGCGUCCACUGCGCUGAAGAGUCUGUCUUUCUCCCGCAUCCAUUUCACGAUGCCGGAAAAGUGCAAGGGAGAAGUGGGAAAGUGGACACCGCUUCUGGAAAGGCUUCUAUUGUCGGAUUGGUGCGCGGACCCGAUUAGCGCUUUGUUCGUCUCCGGUAGGGGAGUCAACCUCACGCGCGGCGUCAAGGUGUUGUCGAUAGCCACCGAGUCCAAAGCCGAUAUGACACAGAUCCUGGCUGAGGUCGACACGACAGCGGUAGUGAGUCUCAAGUUGACUUUUGCAGUCGAUGCUAUCGAACUAUCCAGCCCCCACCUCCGCAUCCUGCACGUCUUUGAGUCCCACCUCAUCGGCGCCCUCUCGUCCGUCUUCGGGCGCGUCCCGGAAGGGUCAAUGCUGGAAACGAUCAUCAUCGAGGGCCCGCACCCGGCCUUCGGGCUCGAUCUCGGGACGUACUUCCAGCAGACGUUGAUCCCAGGCCUGUCGCGCAUGCCGCGGCUGACGAGCGUCGAGCUUCGCGCGUUCUUCACGGCCGGGCCACUCGAAUUCGAGGCAUGGCGGACAUGCGCUCUGAGGCUGUUGACGGUACUUGGACGCCGGCUGAAGAUUACGAGGGUGCCUGCACCUGAGAGCGCGAAAACACCGUCGUGGUCGUUCGAGUGAAUAUUUUGACGUCUGAAAACGUAGUUCGGCUGCCCAAUUAUGGGGACAUCGUUCCAUCGUGGCCCGUGGGAGGCGUUGAAAUUUCAGAUGGCCCACAACUAACCUCGAGAAAUCGAAAUUGACCCCUAAACCAACUAAUUCUUUGAUCUACUCAGCUGGGAAACAGUCGCCUCCUGCUCGAUUCGAUAUUUCCUCCGAGAUUGCUUCUUCUCCAGCGGUAUCAGACUGACUGCGAGUGCCGAGAUCUGAAAAUGUGUCUAACCGUUGACGUCCGUUUUGGGUCCCAAUAGAUAAGAGCCUUCCCACACAGAACUUGUUUAUCCCAGUCCGGUCUCGCCGAUCCUCAGGAUUGCGAACCCGUAAAUGUGGAUAUGCGCUCAAAAAAGAGAUCACAG
Molecule: messenger RNA, 4851 nt
Organism: Mycena citricolor
Lineage: Eukaryota; Fungi; Basidiomycota; Agaricomycetes; Agaricales; Mycenaceae
Source: the annotation of a GenBank genome assembly